AUGCGUUUCGAAAUCGUUGCACUUCUGGCGGCAGCUGCCACCUCUUCCGCUCAGUCGGUCGUCGGCACAGCCUACGGUUACGGUGCCGGUGCGACUGGUGGAGGAAAGGCCGCCGCUGUCACCCCGACCUCAAACGAGGAACUCGAGAAGUACCUCGCCGAUGACACCGAGCGCGUUAUUGUGCUCAAUAAGGUGUUUGACUUCACCGGCAAGACCGCAACCGGUGCUGGUUGCGACAAGACCACCUGCUCAGCCAAGAGCGGCGGUGGACAGUACUACUUGGGCGACCUCUCCUGCGGUGGUUCGGAUAUGACAGCCGUCAGCUCUAUCACCUACGACGCAGCUGGUGAGACCGCGCUCAAGAUUGGAUCCAACAAAUCUAUCCUUGGUGUUGGCGGAAAGGGUGUGAUCAAGGGCAAGGGUGUCUCCAUCGCCAAAGACGCCAGCAACGUCAUCAUCCAGGGUGUCGAGUUCACCAACAUCAACCCUGGCAUCGUCUGGGGAGGUGACGCUGUCGACAUGCAGGGAGGAAACACCAAGAUCUGGGUCGACCACUGCAAGUUCUCGCUCGUCGGACGCAUGUUCGUCGUCAGCCACUACGACGGUUCUGAGGCCACACUGUCCAACAACGAAUUCGACGGUGUCACUGACACCUCGGCUACCUGCAACGGCAACCACUACUGGACAAUGAUGAUGAUUGGAAAGACCGAGAAGUUCACUCUCGACAAGAACUACUUCCACGAUGUUUCUGGUCGCGCCCCCAAGCUCGGUCAGGAUGGUGUCAGUAGCACUUUCCACGCUAUCAACAACUACUUUGAGAACAUGAAGGGUCACGCUUUCGAUGCCUACGAUGGUGUCAGCGCCCUUGUCGAGGGUAACGCGUUCGUCGCCGUUGACCAGCCCAACACCGAGCACGCUGCCGGCGUCAAGACCUUCGUAAGCAAGGGUGGCAAUGCCUGCUCUUCUGUCUUUGGUCGUGCUUGCCUCGAGAACAGCGUCGACUCUUCCAGCGGCAAAUUGUCCCCCGGUUCCUCUUCUGGCUUCAUUGCUCAGCUUGGAAAGAUUGACGUUCCUGAGGUUCUUGAGGCCAGCAAGGUUGCCGCUUACGUCAAGGCUAACGCUGGUCCCGCCAACCUUGGUGCUUCAUCCGCAUCUGCUCCUGUUAAGGUUGUUGACACUAAGCCUUCAACUCCCACCUCUAAGGCCGCUAGUAAGCCAGCUGCUACCACCAAGGCCGCUGCCGCGCCAAAGCCUACCGCUACUGCCGGAUCUAACUCUUCCGCCGGGGCUGCUAAGCUCUACGCUCAAUGUGGCGGUCAAGGCUUCACUGGCCCCACCAAGUGCGAGGCCCCGGCUACCUGCGUCAAGAGCAAUGACUGGUACUCCCAGUGCAUCAACAGCUCUUCCAAGUUCCGCCGCGCUUUCGGCCGCUACUUCUAA
This is a messenger RNA of Alternaria atra, 1440 nucleotides long. RefSeq lists its product as uncharacterized. Gene Ontology annotation, molecular function: cellulose binding; pectate lyase activity. Gene Ontology annotation, cellular component: extracellular region. Gene Ontology annotation, biological process: carbohydrate metabolic process. The record is from RefSeq and is a predicted model, not a curated record. The coding region runs from base 1 to 1440 and encodes 479 amino acids. Lineage: Eukaryota; Fungi; Ascomycota; Dothideomycetes; Pleosporales; Pleosporaceae. The transcript has a single exon.